AUGGGAGUGUGCAUCACCGGGACGUUUCUCGCGGCGCAAACGCUUAUCCUGCUGCUUAUGGGGCCGGCCAUUUUAAGCUUUCCGCUGAAGCGCUUCAGGAGGAAAAUGUCCAACAUAGUCGGAUCUGCACGGACUCGGGUUCUCGAGAAAGAUGGAGAACAAUUGGAUAUCGCGGCCAAAGGGACUGACAUCUUGGAUAGAGAAUUCGACAUGAUCACAUGGCUAGUAUCACGACUUCGCGACGAGAUCGAUCAUAACAAAACUGCGGCUCAUCUGUGUUUGAUGGGAAGGGAGGGAAAAACUUCUGAGCCAUUGGCGAACGAGCUCAAGAAGAGGGACAUCGCAUUUCAGGAGCGAGUGGACGAGCUCGAAGAGCACUUGUAUUUAUGUCUUGCAACAAUAAAAUGGGCCAAGGAUAUGAACCAAGAACUGAAGAAGAUGCGUGCUUCACAUCUGAUCCUGUGCCUCAUCCUGGUUUACGUCAUUGAAAUAGGUCGUGUCUGUGCCGAUCCCACUGAUGGGUUCACCAUCGUGAAGCUGACUGAGUCGAACUUCGAGAUACAGAAACCGUAUGACAAGCUGUUGGAGGAGAGGUAUAGUUUCGCAGGCGGAAUCAGGAGGCUUUGGGUCUAUGCAGAUGAUAAACCGCAUGAACCCGACAGUAAGACCAUGCCCCGGACGGAAAUUCGCAUAACAGGGCUUGACUACAUAUCUGGGGUAUGGCAAUUUGAGGGCUACGGUUUCGUGCCGAAUGGGACCUCUGGAGCCAUCAUAGUGCAGAUCCAUGGCGGCAUGGGGCACGCCACCACUCUGAUCCUAAGGAUGUACGAAGGCGAUGUAAGAUACUACCUUCGCAACCUGAUCGCGACCGAUCUUUACGACAAGUGGUUCAGGGUGAACGUGAUCCACGACAGGGAUCGAGGCGUCGUGGAGGUUUACCUUGACGGGACUCUAAAGUUUAUGACGCAAGAUCGUGGCCCCGGUGACUUGUACUUCAAGUGUGGAGUGUAUGCCGCGCCCCCGAACGUGAGCUAUUUUAUGGAAUCGAGGUGGAAGGACAUCAAAAUAUACAAGAAGUGA
This is a messenger RNA of Rhodamnia argentea, 1080 nucleotides long. RefSeq names its product citrate-binding protein-like. Bases 1 to 1080 code for a protein of 359 amino acids. Lineage: Eukaryota; Viridiplantae; Streptophyta; Magnoliopsida; Myrtales; Myrtaceae. The record is from RefSeq and is a predicted model, not a curated record. The transcript has 3 exons.